Belonocnema kinseyi is the source of this 798-nucleotide messenger RNA. RefSeq lists its product as uncharacterized. The record is from RefSeq and is a predicted model, not a curated record. The transcript is spliced from 2 exons. NCBI's taxonomy places the organism in Eukaryota, Metazoa, Arthropoda, Insecta, Hymenoptera, Cynipidae. Bases 1 to 798 code for a protein of 265 amino acids.
AUGAAGAUUCUCUCUACUCUGGCUCUAUCAUUGGUGGUUAUUUUUGAUUUUAUUGAAUUAAGUUUGCCGUUUGAUUUGAACGUCGAACCUACCUCUGAUUCUCCUCGCACCAGUACGCCGCAUCCUCCUAAAAGGAAUUUAAGUUUGCAGUUUGAUUUAAACGUCGAGCCUAAUCCUGAUUCACCUUGUACCGGAACUUCUCAGUCUCCUAAAAUACAUCAUUCUUAUGAAAGAACAAAUUCCAGGACUCCUUCUGCCGAGUUACAUCCUGCCGAGUCUUCUGCCAAGAAUACUGCCAAUUUAAAUCAUCCCAAGCUUUCUCCUUUAAGGAUGCCUUCUGACACAUCUGAUUCUAAAGACGAGUCUCCUCCUGCCAGGUGCACAGUUACACCUGCCAGACUUCCUUCUCCUAACAUGCAUGGAUAUGGAUUUAAAUAUUUUGAAUAUAUUCGGCUUACUUCUUACGCCAAUCCGAACUGGAUAUUCAAAUUACGAAGAUACACUUUCCCUUCCGAUAGAAUUGUUAAAUUACAAGUGGGGCAUAAUGCAUUUAAACCUGUGCCAGACCAAGAACACAUUGUCAUAUCAACAUUCGAUGGUGACGUCUUUGCAAUAUUGGAGAGUACCAAUAUUCUUGCUGGACUUUACGUUCAUCAUAUUAAAUAUUACAAACGGGCGAAAAUAGACAAGCAGGGCAUGGUUACACUAUUAACUCCAAUAGAAAUCAAGGAAAUACCUGUGGGUUCCGCUCGACCAAUACAAAGAUAUUUUCAGGUGACGCUAACAAAUGAAGUGUAA